Molecule: messenger RNA, 312 nt
Organism: Akanthomyces muscarius
Lineage: Eukaryota; Fungi; Ascomycota; Sordariomycetes; Hypocreales; Cordycipitaceae
Exons: 4
Coding region: 1-312 (103 amino acids)
Source: RefSeq, a predicted model, not a curated record
AUGCGCUUCUCCAACUUGUCACUUCUCGCAGUCCUAUCAGCUGCCAAUGCCGAGGCCGCUCUUGGCAAUCGUCACACAGAUUUGAACUGUAACUCUCAUCUCCAUGAGCCCAUAGCUGCUGGGAAAUGUUAUCGCAUCGACAGGACUAGAACCAUAUUCUCGUUCGGCGCGAUGACGUGCAAGGAAUAUCCCAACACAGACGACUGCAGUGGCUCGUCGAAGAGCAACGUAUACCGCGAAGGAUGCCAUGGGAUCUUACAGCAGGGCAAAUGGGCCCCACGUUCUUUGAAAUGCUCCCCAAAAGCCUCCUAA